AUGGCCUUUGAUGUGAGGACCUAUGAGGUCAUCCCUAGCAGAAAUGCUGAGCAAUCACCUCAGCACCCAGACAGCUCAUUCAUGGCCAGAGUAAGGGGUGCUAAAUCUGUAGCCAGUCAAUGGUAACUGCUGCAGCCAGGUGCCUGGAGGCGGGCUGGAGAGGGAGCCAAGCCAGAUGGGGACGGCUCAGAGUCUCUGGCAGCCAGAAGCAGCUGGAAAGAGGGACGACGGAGUGUGAGGAGGCUGGAGCCUGGUGGGCCAUUCAGAUCCUGUCUGGUACCCCUGAUGAUGUAGCAGAGAUAGGCUGACAUUAACCCAGGCUUUCAUGAGCAAUUCAUCUGCCGCCCUCAGGAGAACAGUUUCGCCUCAGAAGAGCAAGGAGAAGCUGGAAGUAUGGCAGGAAAGCCCCCUAAGAAGUCCUCCAUCCCUGGCGUGAGCAUCCGGCAGCUGGUGGACGAGAUCCCUGAGGGCUGCAGCACACCAGAUUUCAAGCAGAAACCUGUCACCUUGGCUCUCCCAGAGGGAAAGAAUGCUAUCUUUCGGGCGGUGGUCUGUGGGGAGCCCAGGCCUGAAGUGCACUGGCAAAGCACCAAAGGGGAUCUCCGCAACUCCAGCAAGUACUGGAUCUCCUCUGCUCCUGGUGGCGAGGAGCACGUGCUGCAGAUCAACAAGCUGACUGGAGAGGACUCGGAUCUGUACCGCUGCAGAGCUGUGAAUGCCUACGGAGAAGCCACAUGCUCAGUGAGGCUCACCGUCAUCGAAGUGGGUUUUCGGAAGAACCGAAAAAGGCAAAAGGAACCUCAGGAGGACCUCAAGCAAGAGCUGGUAGACUUUCGGAAGAUGCUGAAAAAAAGGACUCCACCUCCAGCCCCUGAUAAAAAGAUGGAGUCUGCGCAGGUGUGGCAGCUGCUCAUGACCGCAGACCGUAAGGACUAUGAGAAGAUCUGUAUGCAGUACGGCAUCGUCGACUUCCGCGGCAUGCUGCGCAAGCUUCAGGAGAUGAAGAAGGAACAGGAAGACAGAAUGGCACAGUAUGUCCAUGCCAUUGCCAACUUGAGACACAUCAGGGUCACCAAGGAAGGGAUCGCCACGUUUGACCUGGAGCUGGAUCUCAAGGACUUUGGGAGCAAGAUUUACCUGUACAAGGAUGGCGAGAUGAUUCCCUAUGGCUUUGGUAACCAGACCAAGCACUGUCUGAGACGACUGGGGAAACGCUACCACUUCCAGAUCCAGGACCUGCGGCCCGAGGAUGCUGGCCUUUACCAGGUCAUGGUGGAGGAUGCUGUGGUCUUCUCCACAGAGCUAAAGGCUAGCACCAUUCCCCCGAGAGUGGUGGUCCCGUUGGCAGAGACCCGCUGUGAGGAACAGGGUGAUGCCAUCUUUGAAUGUACACUCUCCAACCCUUGUCCCAAUGCUGCCUGGCAUUUCCAGCACCGAACACUGAGGCUCAGUGACAGAUAUGAAGUCUCUGUGUCCCCUGAUGGGCUAACCCACCGGCUGGUUGUGAAGGGGGCCAAUUGCUCAGAUAUGGGCCUCUACUCGUUGAACACAGGACUCCACACCUCCAGCGCCUGGCUGGUGGUUGAAGGUGGGAAGGAGAAAGGUCCUCAGACCACAGAUACUGACCACCGACUGCAAACUCCAGAAGCUCUGGCCUCAGAAGCAGAAGACUCUGGGGGCAUCAGCAACAAGGGAGGGCAAUCCAGAGAGCUGUGCUCCCUCAAGGAGACUAGUGGGGCACAGCUCACUGCAGGCCCAGAUAGGGGUGCCUUUGACAAGCAGGACUGUUCUUUGGUGGGAGGUGAAGGAUUAGCUAAUUCAGCCUGGGGCCCUGGCCAGAACACAAAAGGCUUUCUGGAAAGAGAGCCAGGCAGGGUCGCUUUUCCUGGGGACAGUCAGUACCACAGAGAGGGAGACUGUGGUAGACGCCCCCCUGGAAGGGGAGGGGACCCAGAAUCGGGUGUGGGCUUUGUGGAAAGACAACAAGAUCAUGGCAGAAGUGACAAUGGGAACAGCAGGUGGGGGACAGCGGGAGGUUGGGAGGCUGGCUCCAGUCACCCUCAGGAUGGGAGGCUUGAGAGCAACAGAAAAGGAAGCAAGCCCAGAGAGGGCUCCGGCAGUGAACUGGACAGACCUGGCCAGGGACAGCUCAGUGACCCUCACGUGGGAGCUGGGGCAGGCCAGAGGGUGUUGUGGGGAUCCCACUCUGAUGCUGAGGGCUUUCCACUGAAAAAGGAAGGGACAAAAAUGUGGGGUGAUCAUAUGGAUGAGAUGGAAGGAAGGGGUUACCUGAGCAGAGAGAGAGGAGCAGAGGCAGGAUGGACUAGCGGGGCCUGCCUGGGGGACAUGAGAAGCAAUAGGCCAGGAAGUUCUUGCAACCCUGAGUUUCUUAGAGGAAAAGGUCACAGCCCCGAGGUUGGCAUGGACCAUGAGUGCUGGGGCAUUCAGGCAGGUGGAGAUACCAGCCAUGGAGUAGCUGGGGUGUACUGGGAGGCUGAUGGGUAUCCAGGACAGACAUCGGCUGGCAAUGACACCCAGAAACCAUCACUAUCUGGAGGCAGGAAACUUCUGGGGUGCAGGAGUGGUGAGGCCAAGGCUGAGGGCUCUUUGCAAGGGACAGGCUGUCUUGGUGUUGUGGAGAGGGGCUAUGAGACUGUCCCUGAGGGUCUAGAAGAUCCCAGGGACUGGAGAGGUGGCCUCCAAGAGCUCCAGGGAAGGGAUGGUCAAGGCACAGCUGGAGCCUUGGGCAGGACAGAGGAAGGCUCCGGAAAUCUCCAGUUUCCUCAGGACUGGACAGUGGGUCAGAGGGACGCAGGGGAUCCAGGCAGAACGGAGUGUGAAAAGGUGGGUCCUCAGGGUGACAUGUGGUCUAAUCUCAGAAGAACUGGGGCCCACUUUGGGUCUGGAGUGCUGGGGCCCGGUGGGAAGGAAGGGAGCAUGGAUGGUUCCCAAGUAGCUGGACUGAUGGUGUCUAGUCAGAAGGUAGAUGCCAGAAACCGCAGGCUUGUUACAUCUCCAGGCCUGGGUGUUCAGGGCUCUGGGGGAACAAUGGGAGAUGUGGAAGGAUUAGGAGACCCAGGGGCAGUAGGAUCCAAACCAGAUUUCUGGAAUAGGUCAGAGGGAUCCAGAGAAAAAGGGCCCAGAGGAGGGAUGGACUGCAAGGGUGGCUUAGGCGGUCCAGGAUGGGCGGAGUCUAGGUACGAGGAUGGUUCCAGGUGCUCUGAAGGCAUGGGUUCUAAGAAUGGGGCUGCCUAUCGUGACGGUUCAGGCAUGCUAGACGGAACAGGAGCUGGCCUUGGCACUGAUGGCCGAGCUACCUGUGAGGCACCUGUGGAGACAGAGCCGGGGGAAUGGGGUACUCACAGGCGUGUUUCGGGGGUGUCUAGGGGACUGUGGUCUGGAAAGAAAGAUCAGUGUAGUCCUGUAGGAAAGAUGUCUGGGAGAGACGCCAGCCUCAGAAAUGGCUCAGGUGGCCUUCGUGGAGCUCAGCACUGGGACGUAUUUCAAGGUCAGGGUCAAGCAGGCCCUGGUGGAGAACACUGCUUGGAUGAUGGUGUGAAGGCCCUUGGGGCAGUGGGGUCUGUGGGUGGGGAUGGUGUGAAGGCCCUUGGGGCAGUGGGAAAUGUUGGGGGCAGACACUUGGAAGAAGAACCAGGGGACUCUGAAAGAAUACAUUCUUGGGGUCACCCUGUUGGUUAUGAGGGCUUCAGAGUCCUGGGGGCAUCUAGAGAAGGAGACUUUGAAGAUGGCACUGUGGUUCCAUUACCCAUGGAACUAGGAUCUCUGGGGAGAGGAGACAAGGAAGGAGAUGGGGAAAGGAUCAGGUUCCUUGGUGCCAGGACCUCUGGAGCUGGGAUUGGGAAUUUGGACAAAGCCAGGCACCCUGAGGCACUAUCUCCUCGGGCUGAGGCUGGCUCUGAAGGCCACUGGGCUCACGUGCUUGGCAAUGCAUUUGGUUACAAGGAUGAAUUGGGAAUUCCAGAGCCUUGGGGAAAUGGGGACAGAAUAGCUUAUGGAGAUGGGUCAAGGGGUCUUGGUCCUGGGAGAGCAGGGCUAGAUGGUGGGGCCAUAUUUAGAGAUGACUCAGAAGGCCUCCGAGGAAUGGGACCAGCAGGUGGAGCCAGUUGUAAAAAUGCAGCUGGGGGCUCUGGAGCCAUGGGAUCAGGGUGCCAGGUAGAUUAUAAGAACGAUAUUGGGUGUUCUGGAGUUGCUGGGUCAGGGAGUGAGGCAGGUUAUAAGAAUGACUUCCCGGGUCAUAGGACCAGGGAACUCGGGAGUAUAGCAUGUCAUAAGAAUGAUUUAGGAGUUUCUGAAAUUAUUUCAUUAAGGGAUGCAGCCAGUUGUCGAGGUGGUUCAGAACAUUCUGGAGGGAUUUUGUCAUGGAAUGAAGCAGAUUUAAAGGGUGGUUUGAGGGAAACAGGAAGAACGGAAUCCAAGAAUGAGGUUGGCUAUAGGGGAAGCUCAGUGGGGCCUGGGACGAAGUCAGAGAGUAAAAUGCACUAUGCAGAUGGUUCAGAAAGGCAUGGAGGAACAGGCUCACUGGCUGCACCCAGAGAAUGUGAAUCCAUAGGUCUUGGGUCAGGAUUUGGGGUAGCAGAAGAGGUAGGCAUGAGCUCCAAGGAUGAAGCAGAAAAGGGCAGGGGAAUGGGGCUUGCAGAUGAGACAAGGCCUGGGGUAGGCUCUGGAAUGACUGGGGUGCUGGGUACUACAGGUGGCAUCGCACACAGGGACAGUGCUAUGGGCCAUGAGAAGCUGGGGACACCAGGGAGGUCAUGUGUCUUUUCAGGUGGGCAGAGUAUCAAGAACAGUCUUGGGGGCUGUGAACGCUCAGGAAUCCCUGAAGACUUGGGUGCUAUUGGUUCUAUGGGGAAAUCAAGUAUCAGGGAAUGGAAAGAUGGUUCUGUGUUUCCAGGGUCUCCUAGAAACAAUGGGACUCCCAGUGAGGAGGGAGGAUCUGUCGACCAAGCAGGAGCUGUGGAGACUCCUAGGAGAGGUGGAGGGACAGUGGGGGAUGAGGGUGGGUCCGAGGUAGCUACUCUGGAGUCAGGAAAUGAUUCAGACUUUAGUAAAUUAGGCUUGUGGAUAACAGGCAGGUGUAGGGUUGCUGGCCAGGGGGAAGCAACACCUCAGGCUUGUGGAGACUCCCUGAAAAGCAGGAGGAGGGGAACCAGUUCUCAGGGCUUGUCAGGGCCAGGUCAGGUGAUAGACAACAGCUCUGCUCCUGGGAGAGAGACCAAGUCAAUGCUGGGACCUGACAGUGGGCAAGAUAUGGGCCACAUUCAGGCUCUAGGCUGGGAAGACCAGGUUCAAGGCAGCUUCGGGACUUUUAGCUCACUGGGGGAGAAUUACACCAUUUCCAGGCAAACCCAGGAGGAGCAAGGAGCCUCUAAGGGCAGGGGAUAUGCAACAGGCCAGGAGGCUGCUGCUGGAUGUGAAGGUCCAUGCUCUUUGGAGAGCAGAGGCUUGGGUUAUAGAAGGGGCAGGGUUGCUUUGACAGAGGACUCAAGUGUCCUAGGCGGAAGAAAUUCUGCUAUGGGUGGAGAUGGUGUCAUUUCAACAACCCAGGGGCCCCAGGAUGAACUGGAUAGUCCACUAGGCAGAAGGGACUACAGAAGUGUAUCAAGAGGAAUCCAGGAGCCAGGUUGUCAACUAGCAACAGGGAAGGGAGAUGGACGAGGGUCCCUCCAGGAGUGGGGGUCCUGGGCGGCUAAGACUGGCAAAGUCCAAGGAUCCAGGACCUCAAAGAAGUAUGACGGGCAUGGGGGGAAAGGCCCUGGUGGGUUAGGCAGGAAGUCUGGUCCCUGUGGAAGCAGGUAUCAGGCACAGUUUGGAACUGAAGUUGAAUCAGCCAAGAGAGGGGCUAUAGAGAGGGAAAGAGGCCUGGAGCAUUGGACUAGUAUGGAGGACAGAGGAUCUCUGGGAGAAUCUUGGAGUGAAGAUGGGAGGCCAGACCCCCACAGGCAUCUUGGCAGCAGGAGAGAUACCCAAGAAGGCAGGUCGGAUGUCUGUGUCCAGGGACAAGAUGCUACCCAGAGCCCCAGAUCCAGAUACAAGGCUGGCCCUGGCUCUUCUACAGAGGCCCGAGACUCCAUGGACCACUUCUCUCAGGGUCUGGUUGACACAGAGGUACAACUGGGGGAAGCUGCCAUACUUUCCUGUACCCUCACCAGUGACCUGGGACCUGGCACCUGGUUCAAGGAUGGAGUCAAGCUCCCUGCCGGCGAUGGGGUCGAGUUUGAGCAAGAUGGGCUCACACACAGGCUGAUCCUCACCCACGUGGAGGGGACCCAGGCUGGGAGAUACACUUUUGUGGCCGGCAGACAGCGCACCGAGGCCAGCCUGGUUGUGCAGGAUCCCCCCACCAUUGCCCCAGAUGUGACAGAGACACUGAGAGAGCCCCUGGUGUUCAAGGCUGGGAAGCCAGUGGUUGUGAAGAUCCCUUUCCAGAGCCACCUCCCUGUUCGGGCUGUGUGGAGGAAGGAUGGGGACGAGGUGGUGGGCAGCAACCGCAGGGGCGUCCAGGUGGCUCUGGGGGACGGCUACACGCGACUGUGCCUCCCCAGUGCAAGCCGGAAGGACAGUGGUCUGUACAGCGUGACACUGAGCAGCAAGGGAGGCUGCGUGCAGGCUGAGUUCACCCUGCAAGUUAUAGACAAGCCUCAGCCCCCGCAGGGACCCCUGGAGGUACAGGAUUGCCACAGAGCAGGCAUCUGUCUCCACUGGCGGCCCCCAAGGGAUGAUGGGGGCCAGGCCAUACAACACUACGUGGUGGAGAGGCAACAGGCUGGAAGGAGCACUUGGCUGAAGGUGGGCGAACCCCCACCGGACAGUACCAGCUUCACCGACACCAGCGUGGAGCAGGGCAAGAAGUAUGCCUUCCGUGUACGGACUGUGACGUCAGAGGGAGCCGGGGAUGCCCUGGAGUCUGAGGAGGUGUUGGUGGCUCCUGAGGCUCUCCCAGGGCCCCCAUCUGCUCCAGAUGUCUUGUCGGCCUCCAGCCAGAGCAUCACUCUAACGUGGGUGGCACCGCGGGGCCCUGGCAGUGCCCACAUCUUGGGCUACCUGGUUGAGAAACGCAAGAAGGGGAGCAACACCUGGAUGACUGUGAACGAACAACCUGUGGCUGAAAGGAGGUGCACUGUGGUGGAUCUGCGGCAGGGCUGCCAGUAUGAGUUCCGGGUUAGGGCUGUGGCUCCCUCAGGCUCCGGAGAGCCUGGGCCUCCAUCGGAUGCUGUGUUUGCGCGAGAUCCCAUGAGACCUCCAGGGCCUGUUCGGGAUCUCCGGGUUACAGACACAUCUAACACCAGCAUCACCCUGAGCUGGAUGAGGCCAGACACCCAGGAUGAUGAUGAAGCCCAGGGGUUUAUUGUGGAGCUGUGUGGCUCAGACAACCUUCAGUGGAGCCCAUGCCAUGUGGGCACUGUGCCAGGCACCAACUUUACAGUCAAGGGGCUACGGCCCCAAGAAGGCUACUUACUGCGGGUUACCGCAGUUAAUGAUGGGGGCCACGGGCAAGCCACUUGCCUGGAUUCAUUGGUUCAUGCCAUGCCUGCUGCUGUCUGUCCCAAGUUCCUCAUGGACUCCAGUACAAAGGAUACACUGACGGUCAGGGCUGGGGACAGCGUCCGCGUUCCUGUCUCCUUUGAAGCUGCCCCCAUGCCUGAGGUGACCUGGCUGAAGGAUGGCUUACCCUUGCCCAAAAGAAGUGUGACCACCGUGAAGGAUGGCCUUGCCCAACUUCUGAUUCCUGCCGCUAGCCUCUCGGACAGUGGCCAAUACACUGUGAUGCUCAGAAACCUACAGGGGAAGGAGGCUGCCUACAGCUUCUCCAUCAGUGUGGCAGCAUGCCCACAGGCACCGGGACCCGUCUCCCUGCAGGAGAAUGUGCCUGGGACAGUGACGGUCCAAUGGGAACCGUCUCCGGAUGAGGCUCAGGGCAUCCCCUUGUACUAUACAGUGCUGAUGCGCUCCUCGGCUCACGGAUCCUGGUGUGAGGUGGCCAACCGUGUCCACACCAACCGCUUCACCCUCCUGGGGGUCCUCCCUGGCCAUGAGUACCACUUCCGGGUGCUGGCCAAGAAUGAGCUGGGGGCCAGCAAACCUUCAGACACCAGUCAACCCUGGUGUAUCCCCCGGCAGAGAGAGAAGUUCACAGUGAAGGCUCCAACAUACCGGGAACCCAACCUGAGCCAGAAGCCCCACUUCCUGGUGGGUCUGCGGGCUCACCUGCUGCCCCAGGGCUGUGAAUGUCGCAUGACGUGCGCCGUGCAGGGCUCGCCACGGCCCCGUGUCACCUGGUUCAAGAACAACCAAAGCUUGGACAGAAACCCCGCGCUGUACAGCACUGACAUGCUGGGUGUGUGCUCCCUCGUUAUCCCCAGUGUGUCCCUUAAGGACAGUGGCGAGUACAAGGCUGUGGCUGAGAACCCACUGGGUCAGGCUGUCAGCACAGCCACCCUCAUUGUGACAGAAUACAACUCCUAGCUCCACUUGACCUGGAAUCCUAGCUUUGCCCCACCCCACAGCCAUGAGAUGGAUGUCAGCUCUCUGAAGCUUUACUCCUGAUGCCCACACUGGCCUGGGGAGCCAGACCAGAAUGACA
This is a messenger RNA of Arvicola amphibius (Eurasian water vole), 8602 nucleotides long. RefSeq names its product immunoglobulin like and fibronectin type III domain containing 1 (gene Igfn1). The record is from RefSeq and is a predicted model, not a curated record. NCBI's taxonomy places the organism in Eukaryota, Metazoa, Chordata, Mammalia, Rodentia, Cricetidae. Gene Ontology annotation, molecular function: protein binding.